GUGGUUUAAAACGAGCCGCGGGAGUGACGAGGGCAUUGCUGUUGUAAACACACUUGAUUGCAAAUUGAAAACGGAAAGGCAAAAACCAAUUGACCGAAGAUGGCUACGAUGAUUUUUCUUGACAAGGAAAACGGAGAGCUGGGCACAACUGUAGUUCCUAAAAACCGCACAAGGUUGCUGUCUGCUCCAGCCAAUGCAUUUGGGGAGAAGGUUCUUCAGACUCCUCGUCCAGGGAAGGUUUUUAGUAUGGCUAAGCCCACCUCUGCUCGCAAGGCUCUGGGAACCGUCAAUAAGAUCAGCCCUGUUAGACCUGACGUUUCUGGGAACAAACAUAAGUCCAAGGUUGCUGCAAAACCAACAGAAAAGGUUAAAGUUCGCAUGCCAGUUAAAGAGCUUCAAGAAUAUCCAGAAAUUGAGAAAUUCAUCCCAUAUAAUCCAAUUGAAUUUGAAAGCUUUGAUGUUCCGGAAGAUCAAAGAUUAAGCCACCUGUGCUUGGCAGGAUUGGCAGCUCCAACACCAAAGGAAGAGCUGGACAGUUUUAGUGUGUUACACUCUUGUAUGACACGGUCUCCAUUGAAAUCCCAGAAAGAGAAUUUCUGUGCGGAAGUGGACUCCUUCUUGCAAACUGUCAGUCUGCUAACAAUAGAGCUGCCACCACUGGAUCUGGAUUAGUUACUGAGUUUGAUUUUGGUUGUUUUAUGCUUGUUAAAUGGUUUGAUUUUAUAGUAAUGUGUAAAUCCUUUUAAAUAAAGACAUUUUACAAAAUGGCUUUCUGCAAGUGACUGUUCAAUAAGGUUGGUGCUACAUAUACAUGUUAAGUAGUUGUCCUGUGCCCCAAGUGAGCCCAUUCAAGAGAGUGGGGAAUAUACAGCCAGGGUCUACCUUCUAGUAACAAGCAUGACUGGGGUCCUUCAAAAACUUGGUAGAAAAUUGUUUGCUUGACAUUGAUAAACAUAGCACUCUUAAGAUGUUAUGUUGCACAUUUUUCUGAGCUGUUAAGCAAUGUGAAGUUUUAAUUACACAAUUUCUGAAUGUAUUCAUUUUGUGUUCCACACAGGUUUGGCUCAAAGUGGCUUAGUUUA
This is a messenger RNA of Polyodon spathula (Mississippi paddlefish), 1082 nucleotides long. Its product is annotated as securin-like. The transcript is spliced from 6 exons. The record is from RefSeq and is a predicted model, not a curated record. Bases 100 to 672 code for a protein of 190 amino acids. NCBI's taxonomy places the organism in Eukaryota, Metazoa, Chordata, Actinopteri, Acipenseriformes, Polyodontidae. Gene Ontology annotation, cellular component: cytoplasm; nucleus. Gene Ontology annotation, biological process: chromosome organization.